Molecule: messenger RNA, 2487 nt
Organism: Penicillium brasilianum
Lineage: Eukaryota; Fungi; Ascomycota; Eurotiomycetes; Eurotiales; Aspergillaceae
Source: the annotation of a GenBank genome assembly
CCGUCGGCUACGGCCAGCCGUCCUUCCACGUUCCUCGCCAUCUGAUUUUUAUCUGAUUGAUUUGAUUGAUUUGAUUGAUAAACCAAAGUUCGCGCUUCACCCACAAUUCUGGUGUUGUUUCGGCGACAACAUGGCUUUCUUUAGAGAGACGUUGAGUCCUAUGCUCGUUCUCUCAACAAGCCUGCUUGUCAUUUCUGCUUUCAACUAUGGCUUCAGCGAUCAAGCGUUUGCCUCCUGUCAGGCAAUGGACGCAUUUGACCGACAAUUCGGCUAUUAUAACGAAAAGACCCAUACGUGGAAACUGCACCCUUUGUUCACGUCCUUGUAUAACAGUCUGAAAGCUGGUGGGCAGAUUAUCGGCGUGCUUCUCGGUGGGUAUAUCAGUAAUAAGUAUGGACGACGAAUGUGCAUAUCUGUCAUGAGUCUAUAUGCUCUAGGAAGUGCCUCAGUGGUGAUAAGCUCUCGAAAGGACGCCCAAAUACAAGCUGGCAGAGCUCUGCAUUACAUCUACCUUGGUAUGCAGAUGGCGGUGAUUCCAACAACGUUGACCGAACUAGCCCCAGCAAAGGUCCGUGGUGGAAUGGGAGUCUUGUACUGGCUUAGCAUCAAAGUCGGCGGUCUCGUGGUCACCUCGAUCACUCGUGGAACAUCCUCCAUAUCUUCAAAUGCGGCCUGGCGAAUCCCCUUUGGUCUUAUCCUCAUCGUCCCAUUUAUGAUCAGCUGGUCGAUCUGGUUCAUUCCCGAAUCCCCGCGAUGGCUUCUUCUCCGUAGUCGACAUGCCGAAGCUCUUGCGUCUUUGACUAGACUCAAGCCCAAGGAUACACCCGAGGAGACGAUACGAGAGGAGUUUGAGAUCAUGUCUGAAAAGGUUUCCCACCAACUCGAGAAGAAGCGCUUUCGUGAUCUUUUCACGCCGCAGAACCGACAACGCACGUUUGUGGUCGUUGCUGCGAAUUUCUUCCAGCAAGCUACUGGCCAGGCUUUUGCUUCGCAAUAUGGUACUCUGUUUGUAAAGCAGCUAAAGUCGAUUAACGCAUUCAGCGUGAGUCUCGGCAUUAAUGCCAUUGAUAUUGGGGCUAUUGUUAUCUCGGGAUCUCUUAUUGAUCGCGUUGGACGCCGGACAAUGUUCCAUGUCAGUUCGACCAUGCAAACAGCAGCAUUGAUGACAAUGGGUGCCUUGGGAACUGCAGACGCGAGUGACGUAUCGGCUAAACAAGGAAUCGUGGCCAUGUUGAUCCUAUACAGCUUUAGUUGGUCUCUUGGCUGGGCGCCUCUUGUUUAUGUGCUUGGUGCAGAACUUCCAUCGUCUCCUUUGCGAGAGAUGACUUUGCAGAUCGCCUAUUUCAUGAAGCUUAUUACUGAAUUUGCCGUGACAUUCUCCUACCCGUAUAUGGAGACGGCUGAUACCCCAGGACAUAUUUAUCUUGGUGGCAAAUUGGGCUUUAUCUAUGGCUCCCUCUCGGCUGUGGCCAUUCUCUUCGGGUUCUUCUUCAUUCCAGAGACCAGUCGUCUGGAGCUUGAGGAUAUCGAUAGGAAGUUUGAUACACCCACCGUGGACUUUCUCAAGUCCGUUGAGGACCAGAGAGACGCGGAAGAAACGACGAUGACAGAGGUUCAUGAACAGAAGAACUAGGACAGGGCCUUGGGCAUCACACAUGCAUCGACAAAGCGGUGAUGUGAUGAUUGUAUAGAAUACUCCAAUUCAAAGAAAUACCCAAAUGCAUUAUCGCUCAUUACACUCCCAAAUACUCCGUCGCCAAGAAAUGCAUCAUAGUAAACGCCAGCACUAAGAUCCCGAAAGUAUAGAGAAUAUACCACUCAAACAACGACUCCUCUCCGUUUCCAGCCCCUCCAAGCAGCUGCCCAAACCAGAAUAGCAACCCAGACACUGACAGUGCAACCCACAGCCCACAGUCCAUAGCACCUCCAGCCAUGGCACUGACCAUCAGAGGAGCCGAAACCAGCACCUGCAUCAAUUGCAUUCUGGUAGGCAGUGGAGUAGACCACGCCCCAAAGUGCAGCACCGAGGGCAGGCAUCAUAGCAACGAUACCCCAAUUCGUAGCAAAAUUCUCCACGCCCCAUACCACCGAAAUUAUAAUUGGCGUCAGAGAGAACGCACUACCAUAGCCGAAGCCGACCAAGGCGGUUGUGAGAUGGAAGAUGGCUGGUUCCUGAAGGGGAAUUGGUGUUGACAGAAUCAAGUAGCCAAUUGAGAGUAGGAAGGCUGAAGGGAGGAGGAAGGCCAUCCUGGAGAUCGUUAGGCGGCUGUCGGAUGGAGUGGUAGAUCGGCGCCGGGCACCCUCAGGGAUAGGCGGGAAGAGAUGUGUAGCGGGGGGUGCGAAGAAGUCUGAUAGAGAGCCGGUGAGAAGGCGGGCAAUUGUUGAAGUCAAGGCAACGGUAGUGACAUGGGUUGAAGGAAGACCAGCGGGAGGCGAAGCAUCUGCCUCGUAGGAAGGAGGAGUCAAGGUGGGAAUGAUAGUCCCGAG